Messenger RNA from Neodiprion fabricii, 1625 nucleotides. RefSeq names its product tubulin alpha-1 chain-like. Gene Ontology annotation, molecular function: GTP binding; structural constituent of cytoskeleton. Lineage: Eukaryota; Metazoa; Arthropoda; Insecta; Hymenoptera; Diprionidae. The coding region runs from base 157 to 1509 and encodes 450 amino acids. Gene Ontology annotation, biological process: mitotic cell cycle; microtubule cytoskeleton organization. The transcript is spliced from 3 exons. Gene Ontology annotation, cellular component: microtubule; cytoplasm. The record is from RefSeq and is a predicted model, not a curated record.
GGAUGCCGCCACAUCUCCGUCAUCAUUGUUCAGACCAGCUUCAUCGCCAGCUGCUCUAAACCAUUUUAAAAUCUACAGUGCCACCAGCAGUCGUUAGCAAGUUCUCACGACUUCUUCUUUCGAUACUUCGAUAAACUAAAUUAUCAACUUUCCAAGAUGCGUGAGUGUAUUUCAAUCCACGUUGGACAAGCCGGAGUCCAAAUUGGUAAUGCCUGUUGGGAACUUUACUGCCUUGAGCAUGGAAUUCAGCCUGAUGGGCAGAUGCCGUCCGACAAAUUGCUGGGAGCUGUGGACGACAGUUUUAACACUUUCUUUAGUGAGACCGGAGCCGGUAAACACGUACCGAGGGCCGUGUUCGUUGACCUGGAACCGACCGUUGUCGACGAAGUACGAACUGGAACUUACCGUCAGUUGUUCCAUCCUGAACAGUUGAUCACUGGUAAGGAGGAUGCUGCGAACAACUAUGCUCGUGGUCACUACACCAUAGGUAAAGAGAUUGUCGAUCUGGUGCUGGACCGCAUCCGGAAGUUGGCCGACCAAUGCACGGGACUGCAAGGAUUUCUAAUUUUCCACUCAUUCGGAGGAGGCACCGGAUCAGGUUUUACUUCCCUACUUAUGGAGCGACUUUCCGUCGAUUAUGGAAAGAAGUCGAAGCUGGAAUUCGCCAUCUACCCCGCCCCACAGGUUUCCACCGCUGUCGUUGAGCCAUACAACUCGAUCCUGACCACGCAUACAACCCUUGAGCACUCUGACUGCGCAUUCAUGGUUGACAACGAGGCCAUUUAUGAUAUCUGCCGCCGAAAUCUGGACAUUGAGAGGCCGACAUACACAAACCUGAACAGACUUAUCGGCCAGAUUGUAUCCUCCAUCACCGCUUCCCUGAGAUUCGACGGUGCCCUGAACGUCGACCUUACCGAGUUCCAGACCAACUUGGUACCCUACCCUCGUAUCCACUUCCCUCUGGUCACUUACGCUCCGGUCAUCUCCGCCGAAAAGGCAUACCACGAACAGUUGUCCGUUGGGGAGAUUACCAACGCUUGUUUCGAGCCAGCUAACCAGAUGGUCAAGUGCGACCCUCGUCACGGCAAAUACAUGGCUUGCUGCAUGCUGUACAGAGGCGAUGUAGUCCCGAAAGACGUAAACGCGGCCAUUGCCACUAUCAAGACCAAGCGCACGAUUCAAUUCGUCGACUGGUGUCCCACCGGUUUCAAGGUCGGUAUCAAUUACCAGCCCCCGACCGUCGUUCCGGGUGGUGACUUGGCCAAGGUGCAACGUGCCGUCUGCAUGUUGUCCAACACCACGGCCAUCGCCGAGGCCUGGGCUCGUCUUGACCACAAGUUCGACCUGAUGUACGCCAAGCGUGCCUUCGUCCACUGGUACGUCGGCGAGGGUAUGGAGGAGGGCGAGUUCUCCGAGGCACGUGAGGACCUCGCCGCUCUUGAGAAGGACUACGAAGAGGUCGGCAUGGACUCUGUUGAUGCCGAAGGCGAUGGAGCCGAAGAAUACUAAACACGACUAUUUAAAAUAGUCUGAAAAAUAUACCGUACUGCAAUAUUAAAUAUAAUCUGAUUUCAUUCCACAACUCCUAUUUUGAAAAUAAAUUGUUAUAUGAUUUUCCCUUUAAA